AUGGAGAAAACAUCAGGUUUCCACCAGCUCACAUUUAUUUGUUCUGCAUUUUGUCUUGUUUAUGUCCUGAUUAAAAUCAUCCAACUGUUUUACAAGAGACAAAAGCAGCUUAAGGCUUAUAAGAAUUUCCCAGGCCCUCCAACUCACUGGCUAUAUGGCAACAUCUAUCAGAUACCUAGUCAGAAAGAAGAACUAAAGUAUAUGUUGGAGUGGUCUGAACAAUAUUCUUAUGCUUUUCCAAGAUGGUUCGGGAUAUUUUUUUCUUCUGUAAUUGUCACUCACCCAGAAUAUGUUAAAACUUUGUUUGCCAGAGGAGAUCCAAAGCCUGAAUUCAUCUAUGCACCUUUGAUUCCUUGGAUCGGAAAAGGACUGCUUGUCUUAGGUGGCACAAAAUGGCAUCAGCACAGACGGUUGUUAACACCAGCUUUUCACUAUAAUAUUUUGAAGCCCUAUGUGGCAUUAGUGGCAGAUUCCACCAAAAUUAUGCUGGAUAAAUGGGAGAAACUGAUUGCAAAGGAGCCCAUGAAGUCUUUGGAGAUGUUUGACCAUAUUAGUUUAAUGACUCUUGACAGCAUCAUGAAAUGUGCAUUCAGUCAUAAGAGCAAUUGCCAAACUAACAGAGACCUGGAUUAUUAUGUCCAAGCUGUGUCAGACUUAACUUUCCUGUUGUUUCGGAGAAUUACCUCUACUAUACUUCGGAGUGAUUUCCUAUAUUCAUGUACCUCAUCAGGACAGCGUUUUAAACAGGCUUGUAAAUUGGCACACCAGCAUACAGAAAAAGUAAUUGAAGAGAGAAAGAAAUCACUGCAUAAUGAAAGAGAGCUUGAAAAGAUGCAAAAGAAGCGACAUUUGGAUUUUUUGGACAUUCUUCUUUGUGCCAAAUAUGAAGAUGGAACUGGACUAUCUGAUGAAGACCUCCAUGCUGAAGUGGACACUUUCAUGUUUGCAGGCCAUGAUACAACAGCCACUGGCAUCUCUUGGCUACUGUAUAUAAUGGCUAAGCACCCAGAACAUCAGCAGAAAUGCAGAGAAGAAGUCAAGGAAAUCUUGGGGGAUCGGGAAGACAUCCAGUGGGAUGAUCUUGGUAAGAUGACCUAUACCACAAUGUGCAUAAAAGAGAGUCUCCGUGUAUACCCUCCAGUUCCAGUGGUGUCCCGAAAGCUCAGCAAACCUAUUACUUUCUUUGAUGGACGCACUUUGCCUGAAGAUAUUGUAGUUGCAGUUGACAUUUAUUCUCUUCAUAAAAACUCCAGCAUUUGGCCAGAUCCUUUGGAGUUUGAUCCUAUGAGGUUUUCAUCAGAGAACACCUCUAAAAGACAUUCUCAUGCCUUUAUUCCUUUUGCAGCUGGAUCAAGGAAUUGCAUUGGACAGCAGUUUGCCAUGAAUGAAUUAAAAAUAGCACUUGCUCUGACACUGCUUCGCUUUGAACUAAUACCCGACCCAGAAAAAACUCCAAUUCCAGUCCCCCAGGUUGUCCUCAGAUCUGAAAAUGGAAUACACCUGAUUUUAAAGAAACUCGACUGA
Messenger RNA from Thamnophis elegans (Western terrestrial garter snake), 1524 nucleotides. Its product is annotated as cytochrome P450 4A25-like. The record is from RefSeq and is a predicted model, not a curated record. The transcript is spliced from 12 exons. The coding region runs from base 1 to 1524 and encodes 507 amino acids. Gene Ontology annotation, molecular function: monooxygenase activity; oxidoreductase activity, acting on paired donors, with incorporation or reduction of molecular oxygen; iron ion binding. Lineage: Eukaryota; Metazoa; Chordata; Lepidosauria; Squamata; Natricidae.